GUCCGCCGCUGGUCGCUGUUCGCUGCCUUCAGAUUCUGUUAGCUAAUUGACUUUCAGUUUCAGUCGAUCGGAUUCAGAUUCAGAUUCAGUUGAUUCGGGACAAAGCGUGCAAGCGGUUGUCGUCGGUGCGCAUUAAUAUUCUUCAAUACUCGUAUAUCUCAAGAAAUCUAUAGAACGAUCUUUUGCUAAUCGAAGAAAAUAAUCCGAUGCAGAAAAAAAAUAUAUAUUUCAUCGAACGUAUUUUGAAAUAGAAUAAUUCUUAAAUUUUAAGCCUUUUCGAAAACGAUCAGGAAAUAUAUGUGCAGUGUAAGUGUUCGUUAGUGUUUAGAUCUGGAGAGUGGGUCAAAUAAAUUAAUCAAACAUUCGCCCCCGAGACCGCUGUUAAGAGGAAUUAACCGAAUAACGAUCAGUCGGAGUUAUUUUGUGGAUUAAUCGAGGAAUGCAAUCAAUUAUCCAGGAAUUGCAGUUUAAUUGAUUGAGAUAUCGUACAAAAAGAAGAGAGAGGUACAUGGUCAAUAUAAUUGUUGAAGUACAUUUUAUACAAGUGGCAAGUCUGACCAUACCGCAGCCUUAAUAAUGCUGAACCCCGCGUGAUCAGAGUACAACCAACUUGAAUUCAUAAUUUUUAUAUUUUCACAAAAAAAACAGAAAUUUAAAUAAAAUUAACUGCACUACCGACAAGAACAACAAAAUCUAACUUAAGAAUAUGAAUAAAUUAUUAGGAAUAGUCACACUAGCGAUAUGCAUCGUGAUUUCAUCGACAAGUCACCUUGACGCACGAUCAGAUGCUCCACCAGCUUCAACACGAUCUCGCGGCAUCAGCAACAAUCAUUAUCAGCUGCCACAGCAGCACCAACAGCAGCAGCAGCAUCAACUUCUGCAACAACAGCAGCAGCGAAGUCUUCAUAAUCGCAAAUCACAAUCAGCGUUGCACAGUAGGAACGCCACGACGACGACGUCAACAAAGCUAAAGGCUACGACCAAACUAGAUACCGGUGAUAGUUCACGGACAAUAGAUGGCGGUGGUGGUGCUGUUGGUGCUAGUGGUGGCGUUGGCAAUGCUGGCUCAAUUGGUGGCCGACCGUUAAGGUUGAGACGAUUGAGUUAUGAUGAAAACAGACAACACCAACAACACCGCAGGAAUAGCCAUCGGACGGGAAGGAAUUUUGAAGGCAGAAGAAGCAGCAACAGUGGCGGUAAUGGUGGUAGUGGUGGUGGCGCUUCACUAUCGCCAUCUAAUCCAAGUUGGCAAUCGCGAUACAACAUCAACAAUUUUAGAACCUACAACAACAACGGAUAUGGUCAUCCUGGAACGGUGGCAUCAGCAGUCGGAAAAGAUGAUAUAAUGCGUGACGUGGAACACAUUAAUGAAAACGACUUGGCCAGCAAUGAUUGGCUGCCAAAGGCUGAACCAGAAUUUGUAACACUGCCUCCGCCAACAACAUCAACAACGACUAUGAUGACAACUACAACGAGUACCACCACGACGGAGGGGCCAUACGGGACAGGAUUCUUUACACGCAAGAAUGGUUUUGACGGAAGAUUGGAUCCCAAAGGCCUAGAAAGCCGUCACAUCUGCGCACAGCAGCGUGCUCUGUUGGUGCCCGUUAAAACCGUCGAAGUUUACAAUCGUCCAAUGUGGAAGCACAUCAGCCACCCAUGUCCGGCGCAGACAAAUCAAUCGAAUCAAAUGUGUACACGCGUUCAGCUAGUCCAUGAGCCGGCAUAUCGUGAUAUCGUUCGUCACAAAACCACUAAGCAAAUGGUCUAUGACUGUUGUCCCGGUUGGAGCCGGAUCACCAAGAGCUCAAAUGCGUGCAUGAAACCAAUUUGCAGUGGGACUUGCCGCAAUGGUGGGACUUGCAUCGGUCCAGAAGCUUGUAGUUGCCCUCCAGGCUAUGGGGGUAAGUACUGUGAGAAGGACAUCAACGAAUGCAAUGAGGAGAAGCCAUGCGAUCAAUUGUGCUACAACACUGACGGAUCAUACUACUGUCAGUGCAGAGAGGGUUUCGUGCUUCAAUCGGAUAAACAAAGUUGUAAAAAGAUUGAUAACAACGAUGAUGACGCCUUCGAAGCCCGUGAUCUUGAGAACGAGAUUGAUUCAAAUGAAGUGACUUCACGUUUGCACAAAAUUGAAAAAUCACUUGCAAAUGAACGCAUCACUACAAAUGAACUUCAGAAGUCUUUAGAUGCCACUUAUUCUGUCGUGGAUUCCUUGAAGACGCGGCUAGUAACAUUGGAGAAACAACAGCAGGACAUGAAUCAUCUUCACAGUAACCUCGUUGCAACAGAAACCAGGACACGGAAGCUUGAAAAUAUGAUCAGUGUGCUGUUCAAGUGUCGCAAUUCACCGGGACCGUACUGCCCUUAAGAGUAUUAUAAAAAAAAAAAUCAAUUAAUGUUUUGGAUUUAGUUUUUGAAUAUUUUUUGUUUAAGAAAAAUAAAUAAUAAAAUCCUUAGCUUAUUAUAAGUUUACAAAAGUUGACAUAAAUUUAAGUAUAGUAAGUAGUUGUUGUGUAUCCCUGAUUUUAUUUUAAUGUGAUAUAUAAAUUAUAUGAAUUUUUUUUCAAACUCA
Molecule: messenger RNA, 2575 nt
Organism: Eupeodes corollae
Lineage: Eukaryota; Metazoa; Arthropoda; Insecta; Diptera; Syrphidae
Gene: slow
Exons: 6
Coding region: 707-2371 (554 amino acids)
Biological process (GO): anatomical structure development
Cellular component (GO): extracellular region; cell surface
Molecular function (GO): signaling receptor binding; calcium ion binding
Source: RefSeq, a predicted model, not a curated record